CAUAUUUCAGAUUUCUUCGAAAUGGUCGAAAUCGAUAAAGAAUUUCCGAAGAAAUGGCCAUUUGGCAUAGUUAUGACAGCUCAGUGGUUUGGUUGCUUUAUAUUGCUGAUCAUUUUGUAUUGCUCACCGUAUUACUACAGUGGGACAUCGUUCGUAUUUUUCUGCGCUUGGACAAUAUUUUUUGUCGGCUUAAUUACGUGGAUUGUCCAUCUACUUGGUUUUCAAAGACAAAUGUUGAAUAUCGGACAGAUGUCCGCAUUUAUACCAUUUGCGCUUCUGCUUUUCGUAUAUUCGUUGCUUUUUUUCUUCUUCUUCUGCAUUUCGGCGUUGAUCUGCAUGAUUAGCAUGUUUUCAUCGAUUGGCUUUGCUGCCAGCCUUUUCUUCGUCUACCUUUUCGCCACGUUACUUUGUUUGUUUUGCGCUGCAAUGUGUGGUUACUUGGCAAUCCUUCUGUAUCGUGCUACUCCUAAUGGAUUGCUUCUGAACUUGAGAACGGUGAUAAUCGAGGGUGAUAAGACCAGCACAAUUAGUACUACAACAGCUACGUCUCCCGGAAUCUAUCCUCAGGGAACGAAUCCUGUAUAAUAUGGUAUUUCACAAUAUUAUACGAAUAUAAAAAGCAUUUGCAGCACAGUAGUAUGAAGGUGCUGUACUCAGUGAGCUGCUUUUAUCUACCCAAAGAAAUGUGCUUGUAAUGUUUUUGAUAUUUCGCUAGCUUAAAAUUAGCUUGUCAUGAAUAUGAAAGCAAGUGAUUAUCUUGGUUCUGUCUAUUUCAUAACUAUUGUUCUAAAACGUUUGUGUUUUUUAAUGGGUGUUGUAUGUUGGAAAAAUUCUUGACAGCAAAUUUAGAACUCUUCUUAUCAUUUAAAUAGACUCCUCAAAAGAAAUUUGGAAUUUCA
Loa loa (African eye worm) is the source of this 899-nucleotide messenger RNA. RefSeq lists its product as hypothetical. Bases 22 to 585 code for a protein of 187 amino acids. Gene Ontology annotation, cellular component: membrane. The transcript has 4 exons. NCBI's taxonomy places the organism in Eukaryota, Metazoa, Nematoda, Chromadorea, Rhabditida, Onchocercidae. The record is from RefSeq and is a predicted model, not a curated record.